This is a messenger RNA of Parus major (Great Tit), 1213 nucleotides long. RefSeq names its product basic salivary proline-rich protein 2-like. Bases 10 to 1206 code for a protein of 398 amino acids. The record is from RefSeq and is a predicted model, not a curated record. Lineage: Eukaryota; Metazoa; Chordata; Aves; Passeriformes; Paridae. The transcript has 2 exons.
ACCACGGGAAUGCCACGGGAAAACCACGGGAAAACCAGGGGGAAACCACAGGAAUGCCACGGGAAUUCCGGGGGAAAACCACGGGAAUUCCAUGGGGAAACCAUGGGAAAACCACGGGAAUUCCAGGGGAAAUCACGGGAAUUCCACGGGAAAACCACGGGAAUUCCACAGGGAAACCACGGGAAAACCACGGGAAUGCCACGGGAAUUCCAGGGGAAAACCACGGGAAAACCACGGGAAAAGCACGGGAAAACCACGGGAAUUCCACAGGAAAACCACGGGGAAAACCACGGGAAUUCCAGGGGAAAACCAUGGAAAUUCCAUGGGGAAAACCACGGGAAUUCCACGGGGAAACCACGGGAAUGCCACAGGAAUUCCGGGGGAAAACCACGGGAAUUCCAUGGGGAAACCACGGGAAUUCCAUGGGGAAACCACGGGAAUGCCACGGGAAAACCACGGGGAAAACCACAGGAAUUCCAGGGGAAAACCGCGGGAAUUCCACGGGGAAACCACGGGAAUUCCAUGGGGAAACCACGGGAAUUCCAUGGGGAAACCACGGGAAUUCCAUGGGGAAACCACGGGAAUUCCACGGGAAUUCCAUGGGGAAACCACGGGAAUUCCAUGGGGAAAACCACGGGAAAACCACGGGAAAACCACGGGAAUGCCACGGGAAUCCCGGGGGAAAUCACGGGAAUUCCAGGAAUCCCAGGGGAAAUCACGGGAAUCCCACGGGAAUCCUUCACCACCAUCAGGAAUUCCGGGAAUCCCCUGGGAACCCCUGAGCAUCCCCGGGAAUCCCCCAGGAAUCCCUCAAGACCCUCAGGAAUUCCGGGAAUUCUCUGGGAAUCCCUCAGCACCCUUGGGAAUCCUUCAGCGCCCCCGGGAAUUCCAGGAAAUCCCCAGGAAUUCCAGGAAAUCCCCAGGAAUUCCGGGAAACCCCCGGGAACCCCUCAGCACCCUCGGGAAUUCCAGGAAUUCUCUGGGAAUCCCUCAGCAUUCCCAGGAAUCCUUCAGCACCCUUGGGAAUCCUUCAGUGCCCCCGGGAAUUCCAGGAAAUCCCCAGGAAUUCCGGGAAACCCCCGGGAAUCCCUCAACAUUCCCGGGAAAUCCCCAGGAAAUCCCCAGAAAUCCCCAGAAAUUCCCGGGAAUUCCCAGAAAUCCCCUGAAAUCCCCAGAAAUUCCUGGGAAUUCCCAGAAAUUCCCUGAAAUCCCC